This is a messenger RNA of Tetrahymena thermophila SB210, 4950 nucleotides long. Its product is annotated as cyclic nucleotide-binding domain protein. The record is from RefSeq and is a predicted model, not a curated record. Lineage: Eukaryota; Ciliophora; Oligohymenophorea; Hymenostomatida; Tetrahymenidae. The transcript has 7 exons.
AAAUUUUGCCCAAUAAUUUUAAUUUUCCUAUUAAAAUUCGUAAUACUUCUACAUAAGAAUUUGUCAAAUAUCUCUUACAUUAAAAGAAAAUUUAAAGAACUUGCAUAUAUAAGUAUUAAUAGCUUCUAAAUGGACAUGUCUUAAAGAAGAAAGUCAAUUUUUGACCCAAGGAUGCAAGAUAGAGCUUUUGGAUUAAGUAAUCUUAUAAAAGAAAAAUUAGAUGAGGCUAAUUUGUACAAAAAUAUCACCCAUAGCAGAAAAUUUGCUCUUAACUUUUAAAAAUCAAAGGAAGCUGAAGAAUUACUUAAAAAUAUGAAUUAAAAAGAUGAAGUAGUUACAAAGGUAACUAGAGAGCAGAUAAUAGCAAGUAAGGUCCAAGAAAGCUAAUAUAUAAAAGAUCUUUUAAAAAACAAAUUAUUCUACAAUCAAAGAAUAGAAGUAUCUAAUGUAGACCUUACAAGCAGUGAAGAUAGUGAUCUUGUAAUACAUAUUCUGAAAAAGGAGUUUAAAAACAAGAAGGAAAUACAAUUUUUGAAGUUGGCCAUCUCUGGUUUGACACUUUUUAAAUAGAAUCAAGAUAUACUUUUCAAAGAAAAUAUGGCCAUGUCUCUAUUUAAAGAACUAAAAUACGAGUUCUUUUUAGAAAAAGACCCUAUUUUUCACUUUGGUGAGUUUGGCUAUAAAUAUUAUAUUGUCUUAAAAGGUUCAGUUUAAUUGUUAAUACCAAAACCAGAGAUUGCUAAAGAAAUAGAAAAAAAGAGAGAAGAAUCAUAAAAUAUAUUCAAUUAAAAAUUUUUUAAGAGCAUUUCUAAAAAUGUGGUCUCUGGGAAGUAAGCCCCGAGGAAAUCUAUCAUGGCUGGCGAUUUUAAUUCUUUACUUUAGUAGAAUUUUGAGACUAGAAAGAAAAGUUAAAUAAUUGGUGCCUCUUCAUAAGAAAUAGAAGAAGAUUAAAAUUAAGCAUUUGAUCCUAAUUUAAGUUACGAAUAAAUUUUAGAUACAUAUUAUAAAGGAUGGAAUUUAAUCAAAGUAUUUGGUCCUGGAGAUGCCUUUGGUGAAAUAGCUCUAUUAACUAAGUAGAGAAGAACAGGAACUAUGAUUUGCAAACAAGAUACUCAUAUAAUGUCACUAUCUAAAGAAGCUUUUGAUAAGCUUCUUGGCAAGUAUCAUGAAAGGGUAAAGCAAGAAAAAAUCGGAUUUCUUAGAUAAUUCUAAGUGUUCGAUGGAGUACCUACAUCAAAGCUACUAAGUCUUAUUCAUGACAUGAAAACUAAUGUUUACUAAAUAAACAAUAUUCUCUACGAGGAAGGAGAUAAAGUAGAAGAUAUUUUUUUUAUCAAAGAUGGAGAAGUUGAACUGAGCAAACUUGCAAAUGUUUAAAACCAAAAGGAUUUUAUUCAAAGCUCAAACAUGAAGCUUGAUGAAAAAUUUUAAAUGUACAACUUGAAGCAUAACAGGUAAGUUUAAAGAGAAUAAAAAAUAAGAAUGAGAAUAUCAGUUAUUACGAAUGGGGAAUGUUUUGGUGACUAUGAAAUUAAAAAUGAUGAGAUUUACAGGACGUAGAAGGCAGUGGUAACUAGAUAAAAUACUCAUAUAUACUCGUUACAUAAAUCUCUACUUUUGGACAUGCUAAAGACACAUAAAAUUUAAGACAAUAUAAUAAAGUAGAAUGAUUAAAAUGUAAAAUUUCAUGAAUAAAGAGAAAAAGAAAUUAUUGUGCAGAACAUUAAAAACUAAAAUGCCACAAAUAAUUUAGUAAAAAAACACAUUAAAAAAUAAUUAAAGAAUGCGAUGAAGCUACCUGACUUAUCUCUAUUAACAGAAGAAGAAUAAAAAAUACUUUUUGAAUAAUUCCCUUAUUUGAAAAAUAUGUAAAGGAAAUUGAAAAACGACAAUUAUAGUUUGGAGUGGAUUUCAGGGUCAAAUUAAAAACUUUAAAAAAAAAAUUCAUUUUUAAAAAGCCCCGAUAUUUAAAAAGAUGAUUCAAUUUAAAAUGAUUCAGACUAAACUCCAAGCAUAUAAAAAGACAAUUAGCUAUUUAACCCAACUCUUGAUUUAAACACUUACCAAGAAUUUACCUCUAAAUUUCUGAAAAAACCUAUUUGUAUGAAACUAAACCAGGAUACUCAGUAUAAAUAAAUAAAUCUCGACUACAUUAUUAAGUAAAACAGUAAAGGAGCUAUUAGUCGUUAAACUUCAAUAAAACCUUUAUUAGAACACAUAUCAUCUUCACCUGGAAAUGAGUAAGGUCUGUAAUACUUACGGAAUAGCGAUAGUGAUAGCUAAGACGAGUAAACAGAGAAAGAUAUCAAUAGUAAAUUUAAAAUAAAAAGAUCCUCUGUUUUUGAAACAAGAAAAUCAACUUAGACAUCUUAAGAGUUAUUUUUUCCAAUAAAUAAGGAAAAUAAAAAUUAUUUUAGAAAAACUUCUCUUUCCAAAUCACAACAUAAACAUUAAAGGAAAGAAUCAGAAUCACCAUAAAAAGAAGAAACUAAAAGGUUUAGCUUAAAAAAUUUAUUACAGUAACAAAAUCAAAAAGACUUCUCGUAAGAUGGAAGUUUUUCAAGCAAGAACAAGAGCUCAUCUUUUUAUCAUAAAAUGUAAAAUUCAUAAAAUUACUCAGACGAAAAUAAGGUAAAUGUAAAUACUUCGUUUUAAACAAGCAACUUAGAGCAAUCUGGUGAAUUUAAUAAAUCUGAAUUCAAUAGUUCAGAAUAAAUAUAUUUUCAUAAAUAGCAUACACUUAAACACAAAGAUAUAUAGGUUAAUAAACCAUAAAAGGCAUUUUCAUAGUAUGAUGAAGGUAAGUUAUAAGAAGAAACAGAUUAAUUCCAUAAUCUAAGACCACAGUAAAUGAUUAAUAAAAGUUUUUCAGAUCAAAAUUCAAGUUUAGAUAAUCAUUAGGGUUUAAGUAAAUAAUAGUCACACUCUCCUUACUCCUAUAUUGAAAAUUAGGAGAAAAAUUAAAAUUUUAACGUUGAAAAAAUGCACAAAUAAUAAGAGAAAUCUAAAGAAAUAGAUCAACCAUUAUUUUGGAUAGAAGAUAAUAGUCUUUUGUCUAGAGAAGAAAAAAGGAGAAAAGUAAAUUACGUGAUGCAUUAAAGUUAUAAGAUAUUAAAUCAAAUUGGACUAUAAAAAAAUUAAAUAACCUUAUUUGUAGGUGACCAGUAAAUAAAAAAAUAAAAUUAAUCAUUUAAAACCAAUAGUGGUCUGAAAUUAGACCCAAAUAGCCAAAAAGAAAAAUAAGAUUAAAUUUAAAGCCCUUUUAAAUAAGAAUUGCACAAUAGCUACUCCUUCAAUUAGCCAGAUAAAUAAAUAAUAAAUGGAUAAUUCCUUGCUUAAGGGUAGAAUUAAGAUAGCUAAAAUGGAAAUUCGUAUGAAAAUAAAUAAGAUGAAUUUUUAAAUUAGGAUCAGAAUUGCUCUGAUUAGAAAUGUGAAAUUAAGAAUUAUUCAGAAAGAAAAAAAAUUGGUAAAAGUUAAUUCUAAGAUUUAAAUAGCAGCUUCCAAGAUUAAGACUAUAAGGAUGAAAUAAUUUCUAAUGAUUCACAGCUCAAGUAAAAUUGCCAUAAGAGUAAGAAAUAACCUUUGAGAAAGUUGCUGAGUUAAGGUAACUCACCAAAAAAUAGCCAAUUUACUGAAUUAAUAAAUACUUUACAUGACAAAAAAAAUAAAAUAAGAAAACAAAAAAAUAGUUAAAAAUCCACUUUAUCAACUGAAAUUAUUUAUGACAAAAACACUUCACUGAGGAAUCCUGAGUUUACUAAUAACCUUGUUUUUUCUUGCGAUGUUGAUUAAAAUGCUAGAAUAUUUGACCAAAGAAGUUAAAGUUAAGAUCAAAUUAAAAAAGUUGAUAAAAUUUUAGAGAAUUUCUCUAGAGCACAAAAAUUUGAUAAAUAGAACCCAUUUAAGAGUGUUUAAAUGACUUCUAGAUAAAAAAGGGAAAUGCUCUUUGCAUCAAAUUACUAAAUACCUGCUUAAAUCUAUAUUUAAAAUUAGUUCUCUCCAAAAUUACCUAGUGCUUCUCCUAAAAUUAAUUAAAAUGCUUCAUUUUUGUAAAAUACAAGCCUAAGCUAAUUUAAUUUAGCUGCUAAAAGUUCUAAAAAUCAAGAAAAUAGUUCUUAAAGUUAAAUUAAAAAAACUCUAAAUAUUAAUUAAAUUAGCUUUUUAAGUAUAAAUGCUGCAACUAAGCUUCCUUCUGUGCAAUAAGAUUUAGGUUAAUCCAAUAAUCAAACUGAAUAAUCUGAUAAAAUUAACUAAUCUUAUAGCAUAUUUUAGAAAAGUAGAAAAGAUAGAAAAUCUCUUUAGAGCAUUUGUGGAUUAAGUUAUAUAUGUGAAAAACAAUUUACUUCAAACAAAAACAAUCAAGAACAAACAUAAGACAACAUUGUCUAAGAAUCUAGAUCAUAAAAUAAUUAAAGGCAGAAUACUUAAACAAAUACCAAUACAACAGAGAUGAGUAUAUAAUAUAAGAGAAAUAGUCUUUCUUAAGCUUUAUCUUCUCCAACAGACCAAUAAAUUAAAGGUUAAAAUUUUGGCAUUUAAUUACCUGGAUAAACUGCAAAGCCAGUAAAAAGUAUAAAUAAUUCUGCCUAAAUGUUGUAGAGUAUCGUUGGUUUUUAAAGUCCAUUGCCUUCACAUCACAAAAAAUCUUAUUCUAGCUUUCUAUCUUAGUUUGACUAGGUAAAAGAGUAAUCAGAAACUUCGAAUUAUAAGGGCUGGAAUUAAGGAUAGAAGCAAAUGUGGAAUAGUUAGUUAAAAAUAAAUCUAGCUCAAGUAUAGAUCAAUUAGUCAGAAAUUAGUUCACCUAAAGUAUCCAGUCUAUCAAAUAAAAUAAAUAACUAAAGUAUAAUGCCAGCUUUUCCUAAAAUACUACCUUCUCCUAACCUUUUAUUUAAAGAAAAUUCGAGAGACUUAAAAGCCUAACAAUUAUUACAAAAGAGAAAUUUAGUUUGA